GUUGUGUUUGUAACGGGGGUAUAGAGAGUAAUAGUAAUGGUGUUUUUUGUAGGCACUACGGAAGCUAACUCUGCCAUGGCUUGUUGGCCAAAGCCUAUGGGGACAUGUAUGGGUUUUUUGGAGUGUUUGGGGAUAAAUGCCGAAGCAUUUAUGUAAUCAAAACAAGCACGAAGGCAUUAUCAAAUCAAAGUUUGCUUGUCACGUGCGUUGAAUAUAACAGGUAUAAACCUUACAGUGAAAUGCUUACUUACCGGCCCUAACCAACAGUGCCAUUUUUAAGUAAAAAAUAGGUAUUAGGUGAACAAUAGAUAAGUAAAGAAAUAUAUAUUUUUUAAAACAACAGUAAAAGGACAGUGAAAUAACAGUAGCGAGGCUAUAACUCAUACAUGCAAUGUUAACUGACUGAUAUUCUAUGUAUGAGAUCUCCUGAGCCUGUGUUAACCUCAGACCUUAUUUUCUGCAUUUAUCCCAAAACGCUAUUCUUUCACCAUUUAAUUUCCCCCAUAGGAAUGGCUGAACGAAUCAGAGGUCAGAGUGUGUUUAUUAUGUAGUGUUGGUGUGUGUAACACAUUGGUGUAACAGGGAGUUUUGUGUUGGUGUGUGAUUGCUAACAUCGAGCAAGUCCUUUCCCUACCACAGGAUAGACAUGUUUCAGUGGUGGGAACAAUUCUAUAAUUUUGUGGAAAUGGUACUCCAUCUCCCAGAUUAACUCAAUUGAAAUGGAAUUGAACCCAAAUCACCUAGAUAUGUUGUUUUAUAUCUCCUAGAUGUGUGGUGUUUUAUAUCUCCUAGAUGUGUGGUGUUUUAUAUCUCCUAGAUGUGUGGUGUUUUAUAUCUCCUAGAUGUGUGGUGUUUUAUAUCUCCUAGAUGUGUGGUGUUUUAUAUCUCCUAGAUGUGUGGUGUUUUAUAUCUCCUAGAUGUGAGGUGUUUUAUAUCUCCUAGAUGUGUGGUGUUUUAUAUCUCCUAGAUGUGUGGUGUUUUAUAUCUCCUAGAUGUGAGGUGUUUUAUAUCUUCUAGAUGUGUGAUGUUUUAUAUCUCCUAGAUGUGUGGUGUUUUAUAUCUCCUAGAUGUGUGGUGUUUUAUAUCUCCUAGAUGUGUGGUGUUUUAUAUCUCCUAGAUGUGUGGUGUUUUAUAUCUCCUAGAUGUGAGGUGUUUUAUAUCUCCUAGAUGUGUGGUGUUUUAUAUCUUCUAGAUGUGAGGUGUUUUAUAUCUCCUAGAUGUGUGGUGUUUUAUAUCUCCUAGAUGUGUGGUGUUUUAUAUCUUCUAGAUGUGUGGUUCAGGACCAUCUCCAGUUAGAAUCCAUCAGCCUACGUCACCCUGCUGUAACCUGGGUGAUAUAGACCAUCCACACUUUCUCUCUCUCACACGCACGCUUGUACCAUCUCAGCUCAUCUCUCUCUCUCACACACACCAGUCUCUGAGACCCGGGCAUCUCUCUCUCUCUCACACACCCCAGUCUCUGAGACCCGGGCAUCGCUCUCUCUCUCUCACACACACACCAGUCUCUGAGACCCGGGCAUCUCUCUCUCUCUCACACACCCCAGUCUCUGAGACCUGGGCAUCUCUCUCUGACCAUGGACGUGUCAGCGCUGGGCAGUGGGAGCAGCUGUUCAGAGGAUUGUGUGGUAGGGUCUGGCUGUCUGGAGGACUGUGGGAACCAGAGUGACCGGACUGACUGGGAAUGGGAGGACUUCAGUGGGGCUGAGCUGGUGUGUGUGACAGCUGUGUGUGUGCUGCUGCUGGCCAUGGGCAUCACAGGAAAUAUGUUAACCAUCCUGGUAGUUUGGCUCCGGCCACACCUGAGAAGCACCACCUACCUCUACCUGAGUAGUAUGGCCGUCUCCGACCUCCUCAUACUGCUUCUGAUGCCUUUAGAUCUGUACUACAAGCUGUGGAGGUUCCGGCCCUGGGAUCUGGGUGAUACAGUGUGUAAGCUGAGUGUGUUCGUCAGUGAGAGUUGUACCUACUCCUCCAUCCUCCACAUCACCGCCCUUUCUCUGGAGCGCUACCUCGCUGUCUGUCGACCACUCACAGCCAAGACCCUGGUCACACGGACCCGCGUCCGCACUCUCAUUGGCUGCCUGUGGGUUGUGGCCGUAAUCAGCGCCGGGCCGGUGUUUGCUAUGGUAGGGGUAGAGGAGCUGGGGGGAGGAGAGGGGGAGAGCGAGUGUCGCUGUACGGACUACGCCGUCUCCUCAGGCCUGCUGGGGGCCAUGAUGUGGCUCUCCAACCUCUACUUCCUGGUGCCGCUGGGCAUUCUGGGAGUUGUGUAUGGCUCGAUCGGCAGGAAGCUAUGGCUCCGCCCACAACGCAGCAGCCGAGACCGCGCCCAGCGACACACCAUCAAGAUGCUAGGGAUGAUCGUGCUGGCGUUUGUUCUGUGUUGGCUGCCAUUCCACGUUGGUCGGACGUUGUUCUCUGUGACGCUGGGCUCCAGCGCUGAUAUGUACUACAUCUCUCAGUACUUUAACCUGGUCUCCUUUGUGUUGUUCUACCUCAGUGCUGCUGUCAACCCUAUCCUCUACAACACCAUGUCAGCACGCUACCGCCACGCUGUCCGCAGCCUGCUGCGCUCACACACACCCCGCUCCCGCCACCCCCCACUCACGCCACAACACUCUACCACCACCCUGUAACUCACACACACCCCGCUCCCUCCACCCCCCACAACACUCUACCACCACCCUGUAACUCACACACACCCCGCUCCCGCCACCCCCCACUGACGCCACAACACUCUACCACCACCCUGUAACUCACACACACACCGCUCCCUCCACCCCCCACAACACUCUACCACCACCCUGUAAC
Molecule: messenger RNA, 2811 nt
Organism: Salmo salar (Atlantic salmon)
Lineage: Eukaryota; Metazoa; Chordata; Actinopteri; Salmoniformes; Salmonidae
Product: growth hormone secretagogue receptor type 1
Biological process (GO): hormone-mediated signaling pathway; G protein-coupled receptor signaling pathway
Cellular component (GO): plasma membrane
Molecular function (GO): growth hormone secretagogue receptor activity
Source: RefSeq, a predicted model, not a curated record